Nasonia vitripennis (jewel wasp) is the source of this 933-nucleotide messenger RNA. Its product is annotated as translation initiation factor IF-2-like. NCBI's taxonomy places the organism in Eukaryota, Metazoa, Arthropoda, Insecta, Hymenoptera, Pteromalidae. The transcript has a single exon. The record is from RefSeq and is a predicted model, not a curated record. The coding region runs from base 1 to 933 and encodes 310 amino acids.
AUGUGCUGCGCCCCGACGCCUUGGCCCACCGCGCUCCCAGCAGUGCUGCUCGGUUUGCGCUCCACCUUCAAGGAGGAUCUACAGGCCUCGCCAGCAGAGAUGUGUUCGGGACGACGCUGCGACUGCCAGCGACUUCUUCGUCCCGUCAUCGCAUCCAGGAGUCACGCUCCUGCCUUCGUCGUCGAGCUCAGGACUCUAAUGCAGAAGCUGCGCGCGGUUCCCGGCUCCAGGCACGCCGCACCGCAAGCGCCCUUCUUCCACCCAGACCUACGUACCUGCAAGUAUGUUUUCAGGCGAGUCGAGACCGUAAGGAGGACUCUCGAGCCCCCGUACUCUGGCCCUUACAAGGUACUGGAGCGCCUCAACGACAGGGUCUACCGCAUCGAGAUUAACGGCCAGUCCAAGGCCAUCACCACGGCUUCGCUGAAGCCGGCCUUCACCGAGUCGGCGGAUCGAGAGGACUCUCCGCUGCCCGCUCCACUACCGCCGCUGGCGGAUCGAGUCCGCUCUCCGCCGGCCUCACCGAGCGCCGCUUCCCCGAAGCCAACGGACCGAGAGGACUCUCCGUUGGCCUCUCCUAGUCAGGCUGCACCUGCGUCGGCGGAUCGAGGGCCCUCUCCGCCGGCCUCUCCGCAGCCAGCUUCGCCGAGCGCGCGGCCUGUACAGGCGCCAGCCCCGGCAGCUCCCAACUCACAGCCAGCGCCCCAGCCUGCCUCGACGCAGGCCUCGACGGAGCCAGCACAGCUGGCAGCGCCCGCUCCGGAGGCCCAGUCUCCACACCAGCACGCCUCGCAGCCGCUCCAGGCGCAGGCCUCUCCAACACCACCGGGCCUGCCACCUUCGUCAGCACGAGCGAGCCGAGACAACUCCCUCAACAGGCAACCUACCCGAGUCUCGUUCCUCCUCAAGCCGCUCGUCACUGGCGGGGAGUAG